Molecule: messenger RNA, 1236 nt
Organism: Lodderomyces beijingensis
Lineage: Eukaryota; Fungi; Ascomycota; Pichiomycetes; Serinales; Debaryomycetaceae
Source: the annotation of a GenBank genome assembly
AUGUCUACUACACUCCCCACCACAACGACUCCCAUCAAGUUGCCCUCGAUUACGGAGUUGACCCAGAGGCCGUAUGGUCUUGCCCCCUCCUUGGCAACACCAGCUGCCAAACCUCAGCUUCCAAGUCUAGCUCUUCAUGCUGCAUCCACCCCUUUCAACUAUACUUUUGCCCACUCCAACAACAGCGCCAACGCCAAUGCCAACAGCGCUAGUGCCAGCUACAACCACCAGAUCCCAAAGUUGCCUUCUCCCGCUUUAUCCCACAAGGAGAAAUCAGAAGUUGCAGCACCAAUCUCCAUCCCUAGCAUUUCGUCAUUACCCAAGACCGCGGUGAAACUGUUGCCCAGCCCGUCCCAAAUCUCCCACCAUAGAGGCUCAGUGGUGUCGGUUUCAGUGAGCCCAACUAUUCAAUCGCACCACUACCAUUCCUCACCACCAUUGCCUCAUCAGUAUCAACCAUCUCCACAGCCACAAGCUCAAGCUUUUGCUCCACCAAAUCCAGUAUACUAUGCUCCUCAACCUCAACCAGUUAAACCACAACAGCAACCACAACAGCAACCACCACAGCAACCACAGCAACAGCAACAAUACCAGCAUCAACAUGGAUUCAACGGUGCACUUGCUGAAGUUGUCCCACGCCAAACAAACAGAUGCCAUCGUUGCGGCACUACUGAGACUCCCGAGUGGAGAAGAGGUCCAAAGGGCGUGAGAACUUUAUGCAAUGCUUGUGGGUUGUACCAUGCGAAACUAGUCAAGAGGAAGGGUGCUGCGCUUGCAGCUGAAGAAGUGUUGAAUAAUCGAGUCACCAAGGGUAAGAAUGGAAGAAGGAUAAGCAUAAAGAAACACUUGAUGAAUGAGAGUCUCUUACUGGCUAGUGUGAUGAACUCGCGAAUACAUGCAAAUGUUGGUCACCAUCAUCAACAAUCGCCAGAAUUUAACGUUGGACAAAUACCUCCACCGCCACUACCACAAUCACAAUCGCUACCAGUGCAAAAUUACCCAUACCACCACCUACAAGCUGCUUUCCAACCUCCUCCACCUACACAUGCUUCCCUCGACGCUAGUGGAUUUGUCCAUGCUUCUCACCCACCUCCACCACCACCAGCACAACAACAACAACUUCCACACAUGGCAGCUAGAACCCACCAAGGUAUCUCGUUGCCACCGCCAAUCAUUCCACCAUUGGGCAGCUACGUCAACGCCAUCAUGCCCCCUAGACCGUUAGUUCGCCAGUAA